This is a messenger RNA of Macrobrachium nipponense, 2087 nucleotides long. RefSeq lists its product as uncharacterized. The record is from RefSeq and is a predicted model, not a curated record. Bases 18 to 1841 code for a protein of 607 amino acids. The transcript is spliced from 2 exons. NCBI's taxonomy places the organism in Eukaryota, Metazoa, Arthropoda, Malacostraca, Decapoda, Palaemonidae.
CAGACGAAGAAAGCAUCAUGAGGGAGACGCAGUCUUUCGUAUUCGUGGUGCUGGCACUACCCUGCUUUGCCUCUCAUGGUAACGAGGGCAGUCAUGGCGGGAGAUUUGAAAUUCCCGGGGAGAGUAGCAGUGGAACUGGAUUUCCCGCCUCAUCGGAAGAUGCGUAUGUGAUAACGCUGGCGGAAUGGAGGAAGAACGCUGCCAGACUUGAAUACCCUCUGUCGCUGGACGCCGGUUACUCUGUAGAAAGGGACUUCUCUGUAUCUGGAACAGGUAGUUACGACGCCUUUUCCGCUAGGUUCCCCAGUGGGAGUCAGUUUCCCAUCGCUGAUCACGCCAAGACUCCGGCAAGCACUGAAUACAAUAAUGCUCUGUCUACGAGUAACAGGUACAGUGCACUGUCUUCGAAUCCAGAAUCUGCUGCAGGACAGUCUAGAGGUAUGACAGAAAGCCCCUUUUCUGACAAAACAGCGUGGGACAGAAUAGACAGUGGCGUUACUUACUCUUCAGUGCCCCCUAGUCAUUUCCAUGUUGCUGCACCUCACAAAGAAAUCACAGAGGAAUUUACUCACGGUUUACUGGAAGAAAAUGAAGCUCUUAGGAGCCAUUACUCUCAACGGUCACCAAGCAGUGUCCAUGCAGAGAAUGGGGGCGUUCCCUUCGAUGGUAGCAUCUCUGGUGGAAUGCUCGAUAAUGGUAGAUUUGUCAGCGCAGUCAACUCAGCCCCGUCCGGGAAUGUUGUUUACUUCUUACCAUCCUUAGAUUCUGGCCGUGUUUCGCAAUCUAAAAGAAGUGUUUUUGGUAGUGUAUCCGACAGAUUAUCUGGAGCGAGUGGGUUUUCGAGUGGCGGCCACUCUUCUCCUACUAUUGGCAAUCAUCUUACACCAUCCAUCAGAAGUAUACAUUCAAAGCCAACAGUGAACAGUGGUCAAUUUAUUCCGACUGAAUUUGAUGCUGGCAAAUUCACCGGUGGAGCACUUGAUGUAGGAAGAUACGUGAGUAGCAAGCACCCAGGUUCAGCUUCAAGACAUGAACAUUCUGUGGAACAUAAUCAAUUCACCACUGGUUCAAGUUACUCGACCCCAGCCACAGACAAACAAUAUAUUGCACAAGCUACCGGUCCUGUUUUUGCGUCGCCAUCUGGAAGGAGUAUUAUUGGUAACGGAAUCGUUGGAAAACACCAUAACCCAACUUAUUCGACGUCAUCUAUCCAGAUGGGGAAUUCAAGAAUGUUCAAGAUGAGCGUUGGCGGUGAAUCUGAAAUUGGCGAUUCUGUGAAAAACAGUGUCUUGAACCCAUUUGUGCAUAAUGAAUAUUCAUCACCAUCUGCCACUAACGGUGUAACUUUUCCCCCCCGAGAGAUUAAUGCGAGUGGGUUAAAGGGUGGUGCCUAUAAGGGAAAUCAAGCCUCUGGACAAAGCAGUGUUUCUCCAUCGAUGAAUGUUGGUUACUCUGCGCCACUGGCAUCCACAGGCCACUCACUAUUUUUUGUAAAAGGUAUCAGUGAGGGAUCUCCCUUUGCCAUGUCAAAAGGGCGUGAGGUUGGUGGUGAUUAUCCUGCACAAGGAACCUGGGGACAGACGAGUCUCUCUCACGGAAAUCCUUCUAGAGGGACAAAUAUAGACGCUAGUGGUGGACGCCUGCACAUUGGCGAUGGACGCUCAUUUACUGUUACUGGUGGAUAUUCGGUGUCACCUGCCGGACGCGGCGGUUUGAAGUCAAACAGCGGUUCAUCACAUGGUCGGAGUUACAAUUCUUCAACUACCGUUGUCCCUGGGUCUUUAAUCUCGAGUUCAAGGGAAACGUACAUCGGAAAUGGACACAUCAUUUACGGAAAAUAGCGAUGUCUUAUAAACCUGCAAAGCAGCCAUAGCUUAAAUUGCUCUCUUCAGCAUAUUUAUUAAUCUAUUUAUUUGUUGUUUUGGUUGAUAUAUGACGUAUGGGUGAAUCCCUGUUCUUGUAUUCGUUGUUUGUACUGUAAAUAACCCCUGCCUAUCUUUUGUAUAUAAACUGACGUUCUUUUAAGUGAUGUACGAGUAUGUGGAAAAUUUCCAUCAUUUCAAGUUUUAUAGUAUUGGGACAGGUUC